GCUUAAAAAGUAAAACAAAGAUGCCUCGUAUAAAGCAUGUAUUUUCUAAAGUUUAUGACGUGCCUCGUCGUCCAUUCGAGAAGGAGCGUUUAGAUCAGGAAUUAAAAUUAAUUGGCGAAUUCGGUCUACGAAAUAAACGUGAAGUUUGGCGUGUCAAAUUAACUUUGGCAAAGAUUCGUAAAGCUGCUCGGGAACUUUUAACAUUGGAAGACAAGGAUCCCCGACGCUUAUUCGAAGGAAAUGCUCUUCUUCGUCGUUUGGUUCGUAUUGGAGUUCUUUUGGAAGAUAAGAUGAAAUUGGAUUACGUUCUUGGUUUGCGUGUUGAAGACUUUUUGGAACGUCGUUUGCAGACGCAAGUUUUCAAAUUGGGAUUGGCUAAGUCAAUUCACCAUGCUCGCGUUCUUAUUCGCCAAAAGCAUAUUCGAAUUCGUCGACAAGUAGUCAAUAUUCCAUCGUUCAUUGUUCGUCUCGACUCUCAAAAGCAUAUUGACUUCUCCACAAAAUCUUAUCUUGCUGGUGGACCUCCUGGACGUGUCAAGAGAAAGAAUUUGAAGAAAGCUGCUUCGGGAGGUGGAGGAGGAGGCGGUGACGAUGAAGAGGAUUGA
This is a messenger RNA of Meloidogyne enterolobii, 605 nucleotides long. The record is from the annotation of a GenBank genome assembly. Lineage: Eukaryota; Metazoa; Nematoda; Chromadorea; Rhabditida; Meloidogynidae.